Molecule: messenger RNA, 3454 nt
Organism: Oryza sativa Japonica Group (Japanese rice)
Lineage: Eukaryota; Viridiplantae; Streptophyta; Magnoliopsida; Poales; Poaceae
Product: putative receptor-like protein kinase At3g47110
Biological process (GO): protein phosphorylation
Molecular function (GO): protein kinase activity; protein binding; ATP binding
Source: RefSeq, a predicted model, not a curated record
UAAGGUUUGUAGUAAUAAAAUUAUAACGAUAUGAAAAUAAAUUUAAAUCUCAAUAUAAUGAUAUAAUUUUUAACAAAUAAAAUUAAUUUUAUAUUAUACUAAGUGUUGGCCAAAUGUUUUAAAUGUUAAAUAUUAAAAUACGUGCGUGUCAUAUAUUAUGGGAAAUAGGGAGAAUUUUCUAAAGGUAUUCAACUGAAUACCCACGAGCCCCUUGGGCCUGCCCGCCCCUGGUUGAAUAUCUGAAUAUUUUACACCGUUUUCUUAAAUAUCUGAAUUAGAUCAAAUAAGCAGACCAUGAAGGUUACUACUGCAUCUGGACAUCUCCUCUUGGUGUUGUUUGCUUCCAUCUUCCACCCAGCCGUCAGCUCAAUUUCAGGAAAUGGAACAGAUCGACUUGCAUUGCUAGAAUUCAAGAAUGCAAUCACUCACGAUCCACAGAAAUCCCUAAUGUCUUGGAAUGACAGCAAUCACUUGUGCAGCUGGGAAGGUGUCUCGUGCAGCUCCAAGAAUCCACCUCGUGUCACCUCUAUUGAUCUCAGCAACCAAAAUCUUGCAGGCAACAUUUCCCCUUCACUUGGCAACCUGACAUUCCUCAAGCAUCUGUCAUUGGCGACGAACGAGUUCACCGGACGGAUUCCUGAAUCUCUCGGCCACCUGCGUCGUCUCCGAUCACUCUACCUGAGCAACAACACGCUCCAGGGGAUCAUACCGAGCUUCGCCAACUGCUCCGAUCUGAGGGUGCUAUGGCUGGAUCACAACGAGCUCACCGGAGGACUCCCCGACGGCCUGCCUCUUGGCCUCGAGGAAUUGCAGGUCUCGUCGAACACUCUCGUCGGGACUAUCCCUCCCUCGCUCGGCAACGUCACGACGCUGAGGAUGCUUCGCUUCGCGUUCAACGGCAUCGAGGGUGGCAUCCCAGGCGAGCUCGCGGCGCUGCGCGAGAUGGAGAUACUGACCAUCGGCGGCAACCGGUUGUCAGGUGGGUUUCCAGAGCCGAUCAUGAACAUGUCGGUGCUCAUUCGGCUCAGCCUCGAAACCAACCGCUUCAGCGGCAAGAUGCCAUCCGGCAUUGGUACCUCGCUGCCUAAUCUAUGGCGGCUCUUCAUUGGCGGCAACUUCUUCCAAGGGAAUCUCCCUUCUUCCUUGGCAAAUGCUUCGAAUCUUGUUGAUCUUGAUAUUUCUCAGAAUAACUUUGUUGGGGUGGUGCCUGCUUUCAUUGGCAAGCUUGCCAAUCUUACAUGGUUGAAUCUUGAGAUGAAUCAGCUCCAUGCUCGUAGCAAGCAAGAUUGGGAUUUCAUGGAUAGCUUAACCAACUGCACUCAGCUACAAGCAUUAUCUAUGGCUGGGAAUCAGCUGGAAGGACAUUUACCAAAUUCAGUAGGAAAUUUUUCUGUUCAGCUUCAGCGUCUUUACUUGGGACAGAAUCAAUUAUCAGGGAGUUUUCCUUCAGGCAUUGAAAACCUUCCAAACCUGAUAGUUUUUGGACUGGAUUACAACAGGUUUACAGGUUCUGUGCCACCAUGGCUCGGCGGAUUGAUAACAUUGCAGGUACUAAGCUUGACUAACAACAAUUUUACAGGGUAUAUUCCUUCCUCCCUUUCCAAUUUGUCACAUUUGGUAGAGCUUUAUCUGCAAUCAAAUCAGUUGCUUGGAAACAUACCUUCAAGCUUUGGAAAACUUCAGUUCCUUACAAGAAUCGACAUUUCUGAUAACAGUCUUAAUGGUAGUCUGCCAAAGGAGAUCUUCAGGAUUCCGACGAUAGCAGAGGUUGGGUUCUCAUUCAACAAUCUCAGUGGAGAACUUCCUACAGAAGUAGGGUAUGCCAAGCAACUCCGCAGUUUGCAUCUCUCAUCUAAUAAUCUGUCGGGAGAUAUUCCUAAUACUUUGGGUAACUGUGAAAAUUUGCAAGAAGUGGUGCUAGACCAGAAUAAUUUUGGUGGAAGUAUUCCUGCUUCGCUUGGCAAAUUAAUUAGCCUGAAAUCUCUCAACCUGUCACACAAUAUAUUAAAUGGUUCAAUACCAGUGUCACUUGGUGAUCUUGAGCUUCUUGAGCAGAUAGAUUUGUCGUUCAACCAUCUUAGUGGUCAGGUCCCAACUAAAGGAAUUUUCAAGAAUUCAACUGCCACGCAUAUGGAUGGAAAUUUGGGGCUUUGUGGAGGUGCACCGGAGUUACACCUACCUGAAUGUCCCAUUGUGCCUUCAAAUAAAAGUAAACACAAGCUAUAUGUAACACUGAAAGUUGUGAUCCCAUUAGCCAGCACGGUGACACUUGCCAUAGUGAUAUUGGUCAUAUUUAUCUGGAAGGGAAAACGAAGGGAAAAAUCAAUAUCUCUAUCCUCAUCUGGUAGAGAAUUUCCCAAAGUUUCUUAUAGGGAUCUUGCUAGAGCAACAAAUGGGUUCUCAACAUCCAAUUUAAUUGGAAGAGGGAGAUAUAGUUCUGUAUACCAAGGACAACUAUUUCAUGAUAUAAAUGCAGUUGCUAUCAAGGUCUUCAGUCUAGAGACAAGGGGAGCACAAAAGAGCUUCAUUGCAGAGUGCAAUGCUUUGAGAAAUGUGCGACAUCGCAAUCUAGUUCCUAUCUUAACGGCAUGCUCAAGCAUUGAUUCAAGUGGGAAUGACUUCAAAGCAUUGGCAUAUAAAUUCAUGCCAAGAGGAGACUUGCAUAAAUUACUGUACUCAAAUCCAAAUGAUGAAAGAUCUUCAGGUAUAUGCUAUAUUUCACUGGCCCAAAGGUUAAGUAUUGCGGUUGACUUGUCUGAUGCAUUGGCAUACCUACACCACAGUCAUCAAGGAACAAUUAUUCAUUGUGAUCUCAAACCUAGCAAUAUUCUUUUGGAUGACAAUAUGAUAGCUCAUGUUGGAGACUUUGGACUAGCAAGGUUCAGAAUUGAUUCCAAAACAUCUUUCGGUAACUCAAAUUCUACAAUAAAUGGCACCAUAGGAUAUGUUGCUCCAGAAUGUGCCAUAGGUGGUCAAGUUUCAACUGCUGCAGACGUAUACAGCUUCGGGGUUGUUCUCCUUGAGAUUUUCAUAAGGAGGAGGCCAACAGACGACAUGUUCAAGGAUGGAUUGACCAUUGCAAAGUAUACAGAGAUAAACAUCCCUGAUAAGAUGCUGCAGAUUGUUGAUCCUCAGCUAGUACAAGAGUUGGGCCUGUCCCAAGAAGAUCCAGUGCGUGUCGAUGAAACUGCAACACAUUGCCUUCUUUCUGUACUGAACAUUGGACUGUGCUGCACCAAGUCAUCCCCGAGUGAGCGCAUCAGCAUGCAGGAGGUGGCUACCAAGCUACAUAGAAUCAGGGAGUCAUAUCUUAGAUGAAUACUACAGGAACACUGUCUGUCCUAUCAGAACUUCAAAUAAAAGUAAACACAAGCUAUCUGUCGUGGUUAAAGUAGUGAUCCCAUUGGCCAUCAUUGUGGCACUUGCCAUAGUGAUACUGAUCUUGUUUAUCUGG